AAAGAUGCCAAAAAAAUAAAUCAAACCAGUUAAGCUACUUCCUUUGACUUUCAAACAGCAUGCACUUGCACAGCUGUGUAUAAGUUUAGUUUCUUGAAAGAAGUUGUGCAAGAAUCAUAAAACUUUUUUAAAUUAAGCGCGCUCAUAAUGAACCAAACACCUGUCUCAUGUUUGCCAAACAGCAGCAAAAUGUCGAAAGCAAAAAGGGUUCUAGAAGAAGCGAAGGAAAUUCAAAACCCAGAAAUUGAUCUAAUUGAUCGUAAUAUAAGCACAUUUGAAGAACUGCCUGGUUUAUUUUCCAUGUUAAACAUUACUCGUCUUACCCUUAGUCACAACAAAAUAAAAUGUAAGUAUUUAAAUAAUAGCACUUCAAGUUAUUAUUGUUGCAUUUCAAAUAAUUUUUCAGCUGUACCACCUGGUUUAGCCAAUUUAACAAAUUUGGAAAUUUUAAAUCUUGCAAACAACCAUUUAGAAGAACUACCCCUAUCUCUAUCGUCAAUGCCAAAACUUAGAAUCUUAAAUUUGUCAUUUAAUAGACUGUAUGGUUUGCCAAGGGGUUUUGGAGCCUUUCCUAUUCUUGAAGUUUUGGAUUUAACUUACAACAACUUAAAUGAGAAGAACUUACCUGGAAAUUUCUUUAUGAUAGAAACACUUAGGGCUUUGUAUAUGGGAGAUAAUGACUUUGAAUACAUCCCUGCAGAUAUCAAGAAUUUAAAAAAUUUACAAAUUCUUGUUCUCCGUGAAAAUGAUUUAAUAGAAUUACCAAAGGAAAUUGGUGAGCUAACAAGAUUAAGGGAGUUACAUAUUCAAGGCAACAGAUUAACAAUUUUGCCCCCUGAAUUUGGAAAUUUGGAUAUGGCUGGACAUAAAUCAGUUUUUAAAUUAGAAGGCAAUGAAUGGGUCACACCUAUUGCAGAUCAAUUAAAACUUGGAAUCAGCCACUUACUUGAUUAUCUUAAAAGUGAAACAUAUCGCAUAUCAUACACCAGAUACCAGACCAACAAGCCUCCAAUUCCACCCCCUUGUAUUGAUAAAGCAAAGAAAAUCUCUAGAAUUCGUUAAUACAUUUUACUGUAAGAACUGUGCCUUUAAUAACGG
This is a messenger RNA of Agrilus planipennis (emerald ash borer), 1098 nucleotides long. Its product is annotated as ras suppressor protein 1-like. NCBI's taxonomy places the organism in Eukaryota, Metazoa, Arthropoda, Insecta, Coleoptera, Buprestidae. The transcript has 5 exons. Gene Ontology annotation, molecular function: protein binding. The record is from RefSeq and is a predicted model, not a curated record. The coding region runs from base 148 to 1062 and encodes 304 amino acids.